GCUGCCGCCGAAGCUGAAACCCUCCAGUUUUCAGCAAGAGAUGACGACUUAUAUAUAUCGAUGACCUCAACACAUGUCCAUGGAAGCGAUGGCGAACCAGUUCGCCGGGUUUCAGGAGAUGAUGAAGACGACGCGGGAUACGUUGAGCGACCUCGAGGCUUGGUGCACGAUCACAGAGACAUCGAUGAUGCAGCAAUCGAAGGAGACGACAGCGCGCGUUCAGCAACCGGAGACAACCCGGCGCAGCGUUUCGACUCCAACCUCCGCCCAGGUGGAUCGAUUUGAACGCCGCGCCAUUGCUGUCGCGGCCGGGCUGGGCAUGGCCUGCACAACGACCACCGGGCAGGCUGCUCUGCUGGCGUCGGAAUCCUCUGAUCCUCGCCGACACACCCGGUCACAGAUCUGUGCCCGUGCCGAAACUGGAGUUUCCCAAGUUCGCUGGUGAUAAUGCGAGACUAUGGCGUGAUCGUUGUCUGAUGUUUUUCCAGGUGUAUAGGAUUCGCCCGUAGAUGAUGUCUAUUCGUGACAAAAAUUCCUGGCAAGCCUCAACGAGGAGAUCCGAGUGGCAUUUACUCUUAAAAAUGUCGACACUGCAAGUGCAUUGAGCUGGCAUUGCUUCAAGAGGAUGAACUUUCUCCAUCCAAACACAAGUCAUCUGGGCGGUCUUUAAUUUCACUAAAAGCUCUGAUCGCAUAGUUUCAGAAAGAAAAAAAAGGAUUCAGUGUACACGGAGAUAAACUGAAGAGCAAGCCACAGCGUUCAGAUGUGGAUGACAAAUUGGCUUCACUGAAACAGUACCGAUGCAAAACGGGCUAUGUUUCAAGUGUGGUGUGGGAAAUGGAGAACUAAUCAUUCUUGUGCACAACGCAUUCCUCUUCUUCACGUGUUGGAGGAGCUUUGGGAAAAUAAAGCAACCCUCGCUACGAGUGAAGAUGAGUUUCUCGCUCUUUUUCGCUAGAUCUACUAUGUGGACAUGUUUUUAUUUGCUACAUAUAAUUUUAUCCAUUGGUUAUGUUCUAAUUA
Molecule: messenger RNA, 1023 nt
Organism: Zea mays
Lineage: Eukaryota; Viridiplantae; Streptophyta; Magnoliopsida; Poales; Poaceae
Exons: 2
Coding region: 74-445 (123 amino acids)
Source: RefSeq, a predicted model, not a curated record